Messenger RNA from Marasmius oreades (fairy-ring Marasmius), 1365 nucleotides. RefSeq lists its product as uncharacterized. NCBI's taxonomy places the organism in Eukaryota, Fungi, Basidiomycota, Agaricomycetes, Agaricales, Marasmiaceae. Gene Ontology annotation, cellular component: membrane. Gene Ontology annotation, molecular function: hexose transmembrane transporter activity. The transcript is spliced from 7 exons. Gene Ontology annotation, biological process: monosaccharide transmembrane transport. The record is from RefSeq and is a predicted model, not a curated record. The coding region runs from base 1 to 1365 and encodes 454 amino acids.
AUGUUCACCUUCUACGGAUGGUGUUGUGCCCUUUGGAUUCUCGUCGUUCCUUUUCAGUACGGCCAACAUGUCAGUAUUCUCAACCAGAUACACUCUGCGAUUGCCUGCGAGGCGCCUCCACCCUCUGAGACCUUUCUUCCACCAUGUUUCCCUAUGGACAACUUUGUUUUCUCCGUCGUCACUUCCGUCUUCACACUGGGCGGUUUAUUAGGCAGUGCCAUCGCGAACAUAUUCAUGGACAAGUAUGGAAGACGGGGAUCUGCACGUAUAAGUGCUGCAUGUGUCGCUCUGGGAAGUGCACUCAUGGGUCUGAGUGGUGGUGCAACUGCAUUGGGUUUUGGAAGAUUCAUUGUUGGAAUAGGCUGUGGACUUGGAAUAUGUUUGGGACCGGUAUACAUUGCAGAAAUCGCUCCCAAAGGCAUCGCUGGCACCGUUGGCGUCUUGACGCAACUCGGUAUCGUUGUCGGGAUCUUUAUAACUCAACUCAUGGGCAUCUACUUUGCCUCUCCCAGCGCAUGGCGUUUCGUACUCUUCUUUUCGUUCGCGGUAUCGGCGAUCCAGCUAUUCAUCAGUCCUAGCAUUGUCGAAAGUCCACGGUGGUUAAGGAACGUCAGUCUUCAUGCUACUCAGGAAGCGAAAGAGGUGGAAGAGAGACUCUGGACGAAGAAAAGUGCAGUAUCCGAGCCUCUUUUGGAUGAAACCGAUCCUGAAGCUCAUCCUGUUGAGCCCACACGACAUACACCUCAAAAGGCUCUGACCGUCCCUCAAGUCAUCUUCAAGACCCCACCCGAGUUAAGAACACCGCUCAUAGUCGUUUCUUGCGCGAUGAUUGGACAACAAGUUUCAGGAAUCAACGCGGUGUUAUACUAUUCCAACGAUAUCUUGUCUCAAUCUCUACCAGAGUUGGGAAAAUACGUCAGCUUGGCAAUCACAGUCAUGAACGUUCUUAUGACCUUCGCCCCGAUUAUUCUGGUCGAGAGAGUAGGGCGUAAACGACUGCUCACGCUUUCUACUCUAGGAGCUAUACUAUGCCUAGUCAUGGUUGGAGUAGGGCUGAACAACAAUUGGGUCACCGUUUCCAGCGUGUUCAUCGUUGGAUUCGUGAUGUCGUUCGCUAUUGGAUUGGGACCAAUUCCUUUCGUUAUCAUCCCAGAGAUUUCACCAUACUACGCCGUUUCGCCGCUGUCUUCCAUCGCAUUGACGUGGAAUUGGUCGGUGAACUUUUUAGUGAGUUUGUUCUUCCUUCCUUUACGAAAAUUCCUCUCGGGCGGCGAUCCGACCAGGCAGGGAAGAGUUUUUUGGGUUUUCGCGUUUGUACUUUUAUUGGUCAUGUCAGUUGUGGGUAGAAUGUGGAAGACGACAUGA